ACGGACAAAACUUCAUUUUUUCUGCUUUGUGAAAAUUAUCGGUAUUUCGCUGUGUCUACUGCUUCUAUUUGACAUUCAACGACAUUUGAGGUUACACGUUGGGCUGCUCCAACAUACGUUAGUAAGAAGAUUGCUAAUAUAAAUGAUUCUGUAGCAUUGAUCGUGCGAGUUAUAAGAGGAAACAGUCACUAUUUCAAAGAUUCAAAAUGCUCUCACCGGACACACUGCAUCACGAAGAAGUCAAUUUGGCGUUAGACCGACAAGUACGCCAAGACAUACAGGAUAUGGCGCAAGAGGCGCAAAUACAAGCGCAGAUUAUAGCGCACGAAGCGCGAGAUCGAUUUCAAUCUACAUCGAGCGUCGAGGAAGAUGGUCAAGAAGAUAUUGAGCAUGACGGUGUCACCGUUUUGGGUGUUGUUGAAGCCGAUGAUGAUGAUGACGUACAUCAUCAUGAAAGCAUUGUUGAAGAGGAUUUGACCGAACACGAUUUGUCUGAUAUGCAAGAUGUCAAAGAUUUCAAGGAUAUGUUAAUGGAAUCCAAUGAUGGCAAUGCGGACAAUUCUUUAAUGCGCAAGCGACGCGGCAACCUGCCAAAACAAUCUGUUAAGAUCUUAAAACGUUGGUUGUAUGAACAUCGCUACAAUGCAUACCCUAGCGAUGCAGAAAAAUUUACACUAUCACAGGAAGCUAAUUUGACAGUUCUGCAGGUUUGCAAUUGGUUUAUCAACGCCCGAAGACGUAUAUUGCCCGAAAUGAUACGACGUGAGGGUAAUGACCCCUUACACUUCACCAUUUCAAGGCGCGGUAAAAAAUUGAACUCAUCAAUAAACUCAUCAAAUAGUUUAAGUGCAAGUGGAAUUGUACCAAAUCCUAUUACCGGCAGUCCAGCAUCUGAAGUGAUCGUUGGCGCGACGGAGGAAGUUGAGGGUGAUGAGGUGCAUGAUGGCGUCGCAAAUGUACUAACUGCGUUAGGACAUUUCGUACAAACGCCUGGCGGUCACAUGGUUAAAGUUGAACCAGACAUGGAGUACGAUGAUAGUGUAAUUUAUAGGUGGCAGCAGGCGAUUGCUGCCAAUCCGCAAGGCUUUCAAAAUUUGCAUCCACAAAUUCAGGCGAAAAUUUUGGCAAAAAUUCAAGCCGCUAAACAAAGGCAAGCAGCCGCCAAUGCAGCCACCGCCGCUGCUGCUGCUGCACAAAUGCAACAGCCUUCAUACAAUACUAGCACGGGCGUUAUGCAAAAUCCAGAUAUUGCUGCUGUUGCAGGUUUGCCAGCUUCUCCGCCAUCUUCAAUCAACUCGUCCGCGGCGGCACAUUCUCAGUAUCCGCACAGUACGAAAUACUUCUAUUCACAAACACUCAAUCAAAUUUUUCACAUCCAGAAUAGUAUGCCGCAAACGAAGAAUUCAUAUUUCAAUGCGUUGAGAUCGGAAGAUGACAGCGUCAACGAAUAUGAUUCGUGCGAGCCACAAAGUGAGGAGGAAGGCAAAUUUGAAAGCUCAGACGCUUGGCAAAGCGUUAUGAAUACCGAGGAAGUAACGACCUCUAGUCCAACUGCAACGAAUAACACCUAUUGGACGACGGCAUCACAUCCGCACACGACGACGGCGCAAUCUGCAAUAGGUGUUACUGGCGCAACAACAACAGGCAACAAUGUGAUAGCGGCUGCCAAUGUGAAUGCGCUGGUCACCCCAAUCGAGUGUAAAGCUGAACCGGGCGUAACAGUGGGCGCUGAAGCAACGGUUGUCACAUCAGGCGUCUCAAAUGCGUCUAACAGUAAUAAUAAUAGCGCAAAUGCAACAAAUAACAAUACAAUUACAUCAACCGUACAGGUUAUACAUCCUGGCAGUCAUCUGGUGAAAGGUGUCAUCCGUGACGAUAAAGAUAAAUUUAAAUGUUUGUACCUGCUGGUGGAGACGGCAGUGGCCGUGCGCCAACGUGAGAAAGAGCAAGAAGACGAAGAUGUGCAUGUGCUGGGAAAUUAGUUAGGCGACCACCAAUAUCACGCAAUGAACAAUACAACAAAACGAAGAAAUUCAUACAUCCACGAACUGUUUGCAGUGAUGUGUCUUUUGUAUAGUGUCAAAAAUGUGAAAUUAAGCCUUGCUUUGCAACAGUUUUAUUUAUGCUGAAAUUGCUGAUAGCUCAUCGUUGUGUGAGCAAUAAUAACACUUCUAAGCACUAGUUAGUACCAUACAUAUAGCGCAAUAAUCGGUUACAUUUCAAAUAUUUUCUGCUUGCUGCUAAUGUUCAAUAUUUCUUAUAGCAUAUGUUAAUUAUAUUCGUUUUUCCACUUUAAUUUCGCAACUACAAUAUUUACAUUAAUUUGUCAAUGUUUUACAUGAAUUACAUUAAACGCGUAUUUAUCACUUUCUAAUAAUUAAGUGUUUUGUAUACUUGGUUUGCAGAUGCUCAUAUAUCUACAGAUUAUCAAAUGAAAAUACGCCAAUUUGCCAAAUAGCUACUAAUAAUAAUAAAUUAUAUUGCUUUAACUUUAAA
This is a messenger RNA of Bactrocera neohumeralis, 2496 nucleotides long. RefSeq names its product homeobox protein Mohawk. The record is from RefSeq and is a predicted model, not a curated record. Gene Ontology annotation, biological process: regulation of transcription by RNA polymerase II. The transcript is spliced from 10 exons. NCBI's taxonomy places the organism in Eukaryota, Metazoa, Arthropoda, Insecta, Diptera, Tephritidae. Gene Ontology annotation, molecular function: DNA-binding transcription factor activity, RNA polymerase II-specific; RNA polymerase II cis-regulatory region sequence-specific DNA binding. The coding region runs from base 207 to 1982 and encodes 591 amino acids.